This is a messenger RNA of Lentinula edodes (shiitake mushroom), 797 nucleotides long. Its product is annotated as histone-fold-containing protein. The transcript has 4 exons. Gene Ontology annotation, cellular component: nucleosome. NCBI's taxonomy places the organism in Eukaryota, Fungi, Basidiomycota, Agaricomycetes, Agaricales, Omphalotaceae. Bases 54 to 548 code for a protein of 164 amino acids. Gene Ontology annotation, molecular function: protein heterodimerization activity; DNA binding; structural constituent of chromatin. The record is from RefSeq and is a predicted model, not a curated record.
UGGACAUCAGUCCACCAUCCAUUAUUCUUCUUUCGCCUCAACUCUCGUGACAAAUGGCUCAGACGGUGGGAUCGAAACGCAAAUCUCGUCCUUCGGGCGUCUCGGAAGCAGGCUCUCCUGCAAAAAAGUCGAAGACUAACACAGCCCGCAAGAGCACAGGAGGAAAAGCCCCUCGUCGAUCUUCAACAACUGUUCGGCAAGACGACGAGCCACCGAAGAAAGGUCGAAGGUUUCGACCUGGUACGGUGGCAUUGCGCGAGAUUCGCAAGUAUCAGAAGAGCACAGAUCUGUUACUUCGGAAGCUACCUUUUUCGCGUCUGGUCCGAGAAAUUGCCCAGGACAUGACCACAUCGACAAAUGGUGAAAUGUACGAACUCCGGUGGCAAAGUUCUGCUCUGCUGGCGUUGCAGGAGGCAACAGAGGCGUUCUUAGUGCAUCUGUUCGAAGACGCCAAUCUCUGUGCAUUGCAUGCCAAACGGGUGACUAUUAUGCAACGCGACAUUCAGCUUGCGCGACGCAUAAGAGGACCUUGGGGUGGCGUUUCAUGAACAAUCCUUACGAAUAUUCUUUCAUUACUCUCAUUAUUUGGCUACUUGUACUCGAUUAUUCAGGUGUUUUAUUAUGAUGUAGCACGAUCCCGCGAUACCCUCUGAAACAACAUUCCUUCCAGCGAAACCUCUUUAUAUGAUAUAUAUCCGAUAUGCUGCUUGACCUACUUAAAAGCAGAAAAAACUCGAAUACGUCGGUUUUUUUACUCCAAACCAAACCAAAUAUGUAGUGUGAUGAAUUUUGCCGUG